Messenger RNA from Gopherus flavomarginatus (Mexican gopher tortoise), 700 nucleotides. RefSeq lists its product as uncharacterized. The transcript is spliced from 2 exons. Lineage: Eukaryota; Metazoa; Chordata; Testudines; Testudinidae. Bases 6 to 653 code for a protein of 215 amino acids. The record is from RefSeq and is a predicted model, not a curated record.
UCAGUAUGAUGAGGACCAAGAGGAGGAGGCUCCAGCAGAGAGCACAGAGCAUUUUAUCCCCCCAAACAGCCAGGAUCUUUUCCUCACCCUUACUGAGGUUCCCUGCCAGCCAUCUCAAGGCAGUACUCCAGAAAAUGAAGCUGAGGGACCGUCCUCUGCUGCACAUUUCUCUAGCCUCCCUCUCGCUUCUCAUCUACGUGGGGGGGGGUAUCAUAAGAAGACUGAGGAAAAGGAGGACGCGUGAGGACAUGUUCACCGAAAUUAUGGCAGUAACCCGUACAGAGAGAGCUCAGCAGGGAGACUGGAAACAAUUGGUCGCAAAGUACAGGGAGGCUGCCAGUCAACGCGAAGACAGGAGGGACCAACGCGAAGACAGGAGGGACGCCAAAAAUGAUGUCAGGUGGCAGGAAGAUCAGCGCUGGCGAGCAGCAACUCUGGAUCUUCUUCGUGAUCAGACUGACAUCCUCCGCGAUAUGCUGCAAGAGCUCCGUGGUUUCAGAAUGCCCCUACAGCCCGUGUAUAACCUCCCUCAGUACUCACCCUGUCCCACACCUUCCAGAACCAGGCGUGUAAGAACGCGUGGGGGAAGGCUCUCUGCACCAGCCCCCUCCACUGCUGCGGACACUCCAACCAGAAGGCUUUCAUUAGAUUGAAAAGCCCUUUGUGUCCUGUUUUUUCCCUCCUCUAAUGAUCCAAACUU